AUGAAGACUACAUUUCCAAACCCUGAUGACAUCCUCAACUUCCAACUUACUAUCGAACCGGACGAAGGGAUGUACAAGGGCGGCAGCUUCAUCUUCAACUUCACCAUUAACCAAAAUUACCCUCACGAUCCACCCAAGGUCAAAUGCACGCAGAAAAUCUACCAUCCCAAUAUUGACCUGGAAGGGAAUGUGUGCUUAAAUAUUUUGCGCGAAGACUGGAAACCCGUGUUGAAUUUGAACGCUGUCAUUGUCGGCAUGCAGUUCCUCUUCCUGGAACCCAAUGCUUCCGAUCCAUUAAACAAAGAGGCGGCCGAGGAUCUGAGGAAUAACCGAGAGGGAUUCAGAAGAAAUGCAAGAACAGCAAUGGGCGGUGGGGCGGUUAGAGGCCAAACCUAUGACCGAGUGCUGCGGUGA
Molecule: messenger RNA, 414 nt
Organism: Exophiala spinifera
Lineage: Eukaryota; Fungi; Ascomycota; Eurotiomycetes; Chaetothyriales; Herpotrichiellaceae
Exons: 2
Coding region: 1-414 (137 amino acids)
Biological process (GO): protein neddylation
Cellular component (GO): nucleus
Molecular function (GO): NEDD8 transferase activity
Source: RefSeq, a predicted model, not a curated record